CGUGUAGGACUCGAAGAAUCGCGUCAGCAGCGGCCAGCGGUGAUGCCGUUCUUCGAGGAAAUGGAGUCGUCGUCGUACGUCCCUUACCUCCGCACCCACCUGCAGCAGAUAGCAGCCUCGGUCUCGACGUUGAGCUGCGGCGCGGCGGGCGGCGGGGACGAGGAGGAGUGCCGCGACGAGGGGGCGGCGCUGCGGCUCAAGAUGGUGGCCAUCGCGGCCAUCCUCGCCGCGGGCGCGGCCGGCGUCGCGAUCCCGCUCGUCGUCCGCCGGCGUGGAGGGGAGGCGGCGCCCUCAUCCGGCUCAGGCCACCAUCUUGGCGCUCACGGACCCGCGAAGGCGAAGGCGUUCUCAUUCGUGCUCGCGAAGGCGUUUGCGGCGGGGGUGAUCCUGGCCACGGGGUUCGUGCACAUGCUGCACGACGCAGAGGAGGCGCUCACGGAUCCGUGCCUCCCGGCCACGCCGUGGCGGCGCUUCCCGUUCCCGGGGUUCGUCGCCAUGCUUGCCGCGCUCGGGACGCUCGUCGUCGACUUCGUCGGCACGCACCUGUACGAGCGCAAGAACGGCAACAAGGAGGCCGCCGCUGCCGCCAAUGCCAGCGGCCAAGAGGAGACCGCGUCGCUGCUCGAGGACGGCGCGCUCGCGGGGAUCAUAGCGUCUAAUGGUGGCAGCGGCGGCGGUGAAGGGAGGGACGGGGGAGGCCAGAAGGACGCCAUGCACAUCGUGGGGAUGCGCGCGCACGCGGCCGCGCACAGCCACAGCCACGCGCACAGGCAUGGCGCGUGCGAUGGUGGAGCGGUGUAUGACGGCCACGGACAUGGCCAUGGCCAUGGACAUGAUGAGGAGCCGUCCCAAGGUCGCCACGUUGUUGUCUCACAGAUUCUCGAGCUUGGGAUUGUGUCGCACUCGGUGAUCAUCGGGCUAUCGUUGGGCGUUUCGCAGAGCCCAUGCACCAUCAAACCUCUGGUUGCUGCCCUCUCCUUCCACCAGUUCUUUGAGGGUUUUGCAUUGGGUGGCUGCAUUUCUGAGGCUCAGUUCAAGUGUUUCUCUUCACUCCUGAUGGCUUUCUUUUUCGCUAUCACAACACCUGCUGGGAUCACCGUCGGGGCGGGCAUCGCAUCAUUCUACAACACUAACAGCCCUAGAGCGCUGGUGGUGGAGGGUAUUCUGGAUUCAAUGUCGGCUGGUAUACUGAUCUACAUGGCUUUAGUGGAUCUCAUUGCUGCUGAUUUCCUUAGCAAGAGGAUGAGCUGCAACCCGAGGCUUCAAGUCGGCUCGUAUAUUGCGUUGUUCCUUGGUGCCAUGGCCAUGUCAUCUCUGGCCAUCUGGGCUUAGGCCAGCUCUAAUAGCUCCCGUAUCCAUUUACCGCUUUACUGUGCUGACUGGUCUUCUGUUCUUUUGCCUCCUCCUAGCGUCUGCAAAGCUCUCCAACCGAUACGGUAUCAUGCUCUACAGUGUUGCGGAGUGAGAAGAUUAUGCUUCAAAUUUGCAGACUACUGUAGCAGCCAUCAAUACUGUUUAUACAGUAUAACUGUGGGUCCGGAGGAAAGAGAAAAGUAAUAUAAGAUAGGAAAUAAGGUAGCUGUUGGAGAUGUAAAAAAUAGUGGAUGCUGUAAUAGUAUUAUAUGGGAUAAGUUUUUAGAGUAUCUGUUGGAGAUAA
Molecule: messenger RNA, 1657 nt
Organism: Phragmites australis (common reed)
Lineage: Eukaryota; Viridiplantae; Streptophyta; Magnoliopsida; Poales; Poaceae
Product: zinc transporter 10-like
Exons: 5
Coding region: 43-1332 (429 amino acids)
Biological process (GO): zinc ion transmembrane transport
Cellular component (GO): plasma membrane
Molecular function (GO): zinc ion transmembrane transporter activity
Source: RefSeq, a predicted model, not a curated record